CACGCAUACCUCCCCAGAUCCGUGACAACCCCUGCAUAUAGUUAUCGAAGCGGUUGGGAAAUUUGGGAACGGCGUCUCUGCUCUUGCCGAAUGAGAAGCUAACAACAUUACAACCCGCCAGACGUCAACAUGCUUCCCUUGGGCCUUCUCACUGCAGCGCAAGGCCAUCCUAUGCUCGUCGAGCUCAAGAAUGGCGAGACAUUGAACGGCCACUUGGUCAACUGCGACACGUGGAUGAAUCUGACACUCAAGGAAGUGGUCCAGACCAGCCCGGAAGGCGACAGAUUUUGGAGACUGCCUGAGGUUUACGUCAGAGGGAACAAUAUCAAAUACCUACGAGUGCCCGAAGAAAUCAUCGAAAUGGCCAGAGAACAACAACAACAAAAUCAGCAAGGCGGGCACGGUCAACGUGGUCGCGGUGGUCAACAGCGUGGGGAUCAGGGUGGCAGGGGUGACAGAGGACGCGGUCGAGGCAGGGGGCGUGGCAGAGGAAGAGGUCAGGGCUGAUUAUCACCUUACAAGAUCAAAAGUCCUAUUGUCAUCACCAUCUAAGCCAUGUCGACCUUUGGUGGCGGUACUCCGGGUUCGAACAAUAUUACCGAGCCUGUCGGAUUCUGCGCGCCAUCUAUGCAAAGGCCAUUAAAGAACUUUUGUGGCGACAUGCAAGCUCAUAAAAAAGCAGAGCCACGCCGGCGACGCGCCCUGGCUCGAGUGCAGCAUCCACCAGCAUCAUUUUCGACGUCCAGCCAGCGUGACCAGUCCCUCACCUUUCUCGGGGUGACGUACUCCUGCCGCUUCUGGGCCCGGACCCCUGCCGCAAUGCUAGUCCAGACCAAACAACUUUGAAUACAUGGAUACUGUCCAAUGGAAAUCAUAAGAGAAUCAAACCCC
Messenger RNA from Exophiala xenobiotica, 891 nucleotides. RefSeq lists its product as uncharacterized. Gene Ontology annotation, biological process: mRNA splicing, via spliceosome; spliceosomal snRNP assembly; P-body assembly. NCBI's taxonomy places the organism in Eukaryota, Fungi, Ascomycota, Eurotiomycetes, Chaetothyriales, Herpotrichiellaceae. Bases 130 to 507 code for a protein of 125 amino acids. Gene Ontology annotation, molecular function: U6 snRNA binding. The transcript is spliced from 3 exons. Gene Ontology annotation, cellular component: P-body; spliceosomal tri-snRNP complex; U6 snRNP. The record is from RefSeq and is a predicted model, not a curated record.